Molecule: messenger RNA, 903 nt
Organism: Procambarus clarkii (red swamp crayfish)
Lineage: Eukaryota; Metazoa; Arthropoda; Malacostraca; Decapoda; Cambaridae
Source: RefSeq, a predicted model, not a curated record
AUGCCAGUACCUGUCCUCAGCGUGCCAGUACCUCACCUCACCGUGCCAGUACCUCACCUCACCGUGCCAGUACCUGUCCUCAGCGUGCCAGUACCUGACCUCAGCGUUCCAGUACCUGUCCUCAGCGUGGCAGUACCUCACCUCAGCGUGCCAGUACCUCACCUUAGCGUGCCAGUACCUCACCUCAGCGUGCCAGUAUCUCACCUCAGCGUGCCAGUACCUCACCUCAGCAUGCCAGUACCUCACCUCAGCAUGCCAGUACCUGACCUCAGCGUGCCAGUACCUGACCUCAGCGUGCCAGUACCUGACCUCAGCGUGCCAGUACCUGACCUCAGCGUGCCAGUACCUGACCUCAGCGUGCCAGUACCUGACCUCAGCGUGCCAGUACCUGACCUCAGCGUGCCAGUACCUGACCUCAGCGUGCCAGUACCUGACCUCAGUGUGCCAGUACCUGACCUCAGCGUGCCAGUACCUGACCUCAGCGUGCCAGUACCUGACCUCAGCGUGCCAGUACCUGACCUCAGCGUGCCAGUACCUGACCUCAGCGUGCCAGUACCUGACCUCAGCGUGCCAGUACCUGACCUCAGCGUGCCAGUACCUGACCUCAGCGUGCCAGUACCUGACCUCAGCGUGCCAGUACCUGUCCUCAGCGCGCCAGUACCUGUCCUCAGCGUGCCAGUACCUGACAUCAGCGUGCCAGUACCUCACCUCAGCGGGUCAGUACCUGUCCUCAGCGUGGCAGUACCUGACCUCAGCAGGUCAGUACCUGACCUCAGCGUGCCUGUACCUGACCUCAGCGUGUCAGUACCUGACCUCAGCAGGUCAGUACCUGGCCUCAGCGUGCCAGUACCUCACCUCAGCGUGCCUAUACGAUCCAAAACUUGUACCAAUGUGACGUCAUAG